This is a messenger RNA of Salvelinus namaycush (lake trout), 1510 nucleotides long. RefSeq names its product mitochondrial ribosome recycling factor (gene mrrf). Gene Ontology annotation, biological process: translation. Bases 81 to 878 code for a protein of 265 amino acids. Lineage: Eukaryota; Metazoa; Chordata; Actinopteri; Salmoniformes; Salmonidae. Gene Ontology annotation, molecular function: ribosomal large subunit binding. Gene Ontology annotation, cellular component: mitochondrion. The record is from RefSeq and is a predicted model, not a curated record. The transcript has 7 exons.
CGAACACAAGCGUCAGGUUCAGCUUUUUCCUAUGCUCUUCACAGCCAUGUGCAAGUAGACACAUUUGACAAGAUAUAACUAUGACACUGAGUCUGCUGGGCCUAAUGCGGCCGGUUUUGUGCCGAUCCCUCGUCGCCCUGGUCCCCAUGGUGAGGUCUCCUCAGCUGGUAGUCAUCUCCAGGGUCCAACUGCUGCUCCCAAAUAUCUUUCAUCAAAACAUGGUCCCCCCUGCUGCCUCCUGCGUACGCUUCUACGCCACCAAGAAGAGUAAAGCUAAGGCAGCAAAGGGCCAGGCUUCCAAAGUGAACAUCAACUCCUCGCUGGUGGAGGACAUCAUCAGUCUGGAGGAAGUGAAGGAGGAUAUGUCCGCCGUCCUCACCACCCUGAAGGACGACUUCAGCCGCAGCCUGAGCAUCAGAUCCUCUCCAGGAGCUCUGGAUCACAUUGUGGUGUCCACGGCAGACGGCAAGUUCCCACUGAACCAGCUGGGUCAGAUCUCCAUGAAGUCCCCUCAGCUCAUCGUGGUCAACAUGACCGGUUUCCCAGAGGCCGUGGCUGCUGCCACCCGCGCCCUAAGAGAGAGCAGCAUGAAACUCAACCCUGAGGUGGACGGAACCAUAAUCAAGGUGGCCAUUCCCAAGGUGACGCGGGAACACAGGGAGAACCUGGCUAAGCUAGCUAAGCAGUUCGGUAACAAGGCCAAGGAGUCUCUGAGGAGGGUGAGAUCCAACGCUAUCACUCAGGUGAAGAAGGCCAAGGACACCGUCUCCGAGGACACCAUCCGAUUGGUGGAGAAACAGGUUGGGCAGAUGGCGGACAGCUUUGCAGCAGAUGUAGACAAGCAGUUGACUACCAAGACAAAAGAGCUGCUGGGGUGAUGACGACUAACAGCACCACACCUUUAUUUUUGAUACUGUCACGUUUGCAACCGUUCCUCCUGCAUAUAUGACUGGACACGAUACUGCACACGAUACUGCACACGGUACUGGACACUAGUUGAUGGAGGUCUAGUACUGUGCUGUAGAUUUUUUUGGCGCUCGUUGGGGGCUUGUUUGUGUGUUCCAGAAGUUGGCAUCGCACAACAGCGGCUGCUGGGUUCCUCACUCACUCUCGUCUUCAAACAAACACAGAGGGGAGAAAUUGACUUUUAAUGGCUUCUGGGAGCCUCCUCCUAAUCAAACUGAUGCUACAGAGAGCUGUGUUUAUGUAGAAAGCACCACACUCGACGUAAACUGAGUGGCUUUUCUGGUCUGAGACACCGAGACAAUCUCCCAGAGGACAGGAAGAAAUAUGUAUGUGGUGCCAGCAUUUGUUUCAGAUUCACCCUUAAAGGGAUAGUAAACGAUUUUACACAUUACAUUUUUGUUUUCUUACACUUGGAAGCAGCCUCUCGACAUUGAGUGACUGCAACCCUUUAAUGCCACUCAACUCACUGAUUAGUUCUGUCAGUUUGUCCAGGAUUAAUCCUACAGCUAUCAAUGCAAACACAAUAAAGUGGCUACUACCAUUA